AAUGGCGUCAAACAGCAAGCGUAUGGUGUAUGUCGGUGGACUGUCAGAAGAAGUAGAUGAGAAAAUUCUGCAUGCUGCAUUUAUUCCAUUUGGUGAUGUGACAGACAUAAAUGUCCCACUGGAUUAUGAGACAGAGAAACACAGAGGAUUUGCAUUUAUAGAGUUUGAACUAGCAGAGGAUGCUGCAGCUGCAAUAGAUAACCUGAAUGAUUCCGAGUUGUUUGGUAAAACAAUCAGAUGCAAUCUUGCAAAACCUAUGAAAGUGAAGGAAGGUCAUGCUAAAGCAGUGUGGUCUGAAGAUACAUGGUUACAAGAGCAUGCUGGGGAGACAGUAACUAGUGAAGACAAGGAAAACACCUCACAAUCCCCAACAAAACGACAGGCACAAACAGAUACUGAUGAUGAGCCAGCAGGUAAAAGAUCUCGGACAAGUUCACAAGUGUUCUUUGAUAUAAAAAUAGGAAACAAACAAUCAGGAAGAAUUGUUAUACAGUUGAGACCAGAUGUU
Messenger RNA from Ruditapes philippinarum (Manila clam), 508 nucleotides. RefSeq names its product peptidyl-prolyl cis-trans isomerase E-like. Lineage: Eukaryota; Metazoa; Mollusca; Bivalvia; Venerida; Veneridae. Gene Ontology annotation, cellular component: intracellular membrane-bounded organelle. Gene Ontology annotation, biological process: protein peptidyl-prolyl isomerization; protein folding. The record is from RefSeq and is a predicted model, not a curated record. Gene Ontology annotation, molecular function: RNA binding; peptidyl-prolyl cis-trans isomerase activity.